AUGAGUUUCACUGGUAAAGUGGCCAUCGUGACUGGUGCUUCCUCUGGGAUAGGAGCCACCACAGCUAAAGCACUGGCCAGAGAAGGUGCCAAGGUAGUCCUGGUGGACAAAGACGCAGAUAAACUAGAAGAAGUCGCCAAGGAAUGUGAACAGCAUGGCAACAAACCUCUCACCAUCACAGCAGAUGUCACUAAAGACGAAGAUGUCAGAACCAUAGUGAAAAACACUAUCGACAACUUUAGACAGUUAGACGUGCUGGUCAAUAAUGUGGGGAUUGCCAGGUAUGCCAGUUUCUUAGACAAAAAUCUGAUGCAAGAUUUUGAUCUACUUAUGAACACGAAUUUACGCUCCAUGGUCUAUUUGACACACCUCGCUGCUCCAUACCUGAUCAAGACUAAGGGUAACGUCGUUAAUAAUUCAAGCAUCGCCGCUUUGCGAGUAGUAGGCGAAUUCGAAGGUCCAUAUUCAGUUACAAAAGCUGGUGUAAGUCACUUCACGCGCUGCGUUGCCUUGGAUCUGGCUCCACAUGGGGUCAGAGUAAACGAGGUAGCUCCGGGAGGGACCAACACGAAUAUAUUAGAAAAUGCAGGGAUACCAAACGGCGAUGAAUUAUGGGAGGAAUUUAUUAAAGAACACACUGUUUUGAAAAAAAUGUCGGAGCCUGAAGAAAUAGCAGAUUUAAUUCUGUUCCUGGCGAGUGAUAAGGCUAGGAGCAUUACUGGAUCGACUUACGUUUGUGACAAUGGGACUCUAUUACUGUAAAUCAUAACCAAUCGGAAGUUUGA
Messenger RNA from Cydia fagiglandana, 785 nucleotides. Its product is annotated as 3-oxoacyl-[acyl-carrier-protein] reductase FabG-like. NCBI's taxonomy places the organism in Eukaryota, Metazoa, Arthropoda, Insecta, Lepidoptera, Tortricidae. The transcript has a single exon. The record is from RefSeq and is a predicted model, not a curated record. Gene Ontology annotation, molecular function: oxidoreductase activity. The coding region runs from base 1 to 762 and encodes 253 amino acids.